This is a messenger RNA of Alternaria burnsii, 1476 nucleotides long. RefSeq lists its product as uncharacterized. Lineage: Eukaryota; Fungi; Ascomycota; Dothideomycetes; Pleosporales; Pleosporaceae. The coding region runs from base 1 to 1476 and encodes 491 amino acids. Gene Ontology annotation, molecular function: mRNA binding; zinc ion binding; translation regulator activity. Gene Ontology annotation, biological process: positive regulation of cytoplasmic translation. The transcript is spliced from 2 exons. The record is from RefSeq and is a predicted model, not a curated record. Gene Ontology annotation, cellular component: cytoplasm.
AUGGCGAUAGUAAGAAGGUCCACACAUGACGCAUCCCUUACGCUGAACCAGCUCGCUGAGUUAAAGAGAGGCCCUAAGAUCAACAUUGUCGUUGGCCCGGAUGGCAACCGAUAUAUUGGUCUGGAGAGCGCUUCGGUAAGGCUGCUGGCUCAUUUCUCUCCGACUGCACAAAGAAAGCUCAUCGAUGGGCAAGACGAGGUCUUGACGAUUCCCAACGGCUCUAAGAGAGCCAUUCUUUGGAUCUACAAGUACAUGCAAGCUGGCGAGCGUGAUAUUGUAGGACUAGACGCCUUCGAGAUGCUCAGCUCCAGUAUCUUGACUGUCAUUUACCAGCACUGUGACUUUCUCGAGUACGAGUCACUCAAGAGGCGCGUCUAUAGUCGGCUCAAGGGAAAGUUUUACAACGUUCUCCCUACUGUUCAAGAGAUCGAGUUUUACCAAACUUCGAUCCCAGAGCUUUACGAGCAUCUGCUACACUGUCUCUUCGAGGAGAUGGUGAACCCAUGGACCCGCAACUACGAGCCGUACUCACGACUUGCUGAGACGAACGCUGCCUUUGGUAAGGCUCUCGGCGAUGCCAUGGACAAGUUCUUCAUCUCUCGUGUUCAGACUAGUGAAGCGUACUACCAGAAUACUACCAACCAGUAUACCAUCUGGGCUAUCAAAUAUAUCGAAGCCGUUAUUGCUGGAACAGUCCGCCCAAAGAGGCCUGUCCCAAAGCUCGUGCACAAAGCUAGGCAGACGGGCAGCGUAGUCCGGGGUCUUUUCAGCAAAAAUAGACCUGACGCGAGUCCCAUGGCUGAUGUCAUCCUGUCUCGUAAGGACAUCUCGGCUACUUCAGUACGGCAGGUUCCUCAGCGAAAUCUCAAGUCGAUAACGCCAUUCAAGUGCUACAGUUGCGGCAACAAGGGCCAUAUCUCGCGCAAUUGCAAUGCCAAGUUGCAAGGCUCCUUUGUCCCAAACACUGUCUCUAAACUGGAAAAGCCUGUCCAGGUUCGAAAGGCUCGUAAGGCGUUCGCUUGCUACAGAUGUGGAAGUGAGGGUCAUAUAGCUCGGAACUGUACGGUCUCAGUCAAAGAUGCCAACGAGCGUCGGCCCCCAAUCUGUUUUAGCUGCAAUGAGACAGGUCAUAUUGCCCGCAAUUGCAUGCAAGAGAAGCCAGUCACUAGAGACAGCAACAACUACUCGACAUCAGCUCAUCCACGUCGUAAGCCGAAGUCCAAAGAGCCAUGUAUCUGCUUCAACUGUGGUGGGGAAGGACACAUGGCGCGUCAGUGUACUGACGAAAAGUCUAACACAGGCGUAGAGUUCGUUGGCGCUACUCGUUCGGUCCACACCACGGCUGCUCGUCAUAGGGGUUUCUGUAAUACUCAGCGCAACCACAAAAUCGAAGUCGUCAAGAACGGUGAGGGCCUUGCUACCUGCGAUCGCGAGGUGCGCAAGGGCGAUAUGACGCGCACCGGCCUCAUCGUCUAG